UCUGUUUCCUCCUGGGCUUGGGACUAUUUUAUGUGUCCAUCCGCCGCAGUCUGUCACUGUCUGUCUGUCCAUCUUAGCCCCUCCUUCUGUCGAGCCCCCCUCCGCCCCUCCUCCCCUUCUGGUCUUCUCAGCCUCCCUAAAUUCUAGCCUCUUGCACGUCCCACCAGCCAGCCUUGGCCUUCUCUCUCAGGGAUUCGAUUUUUCUCCCUUUCCCCUGGCUUCUACCUCACUGAGGUCUAGCCUCUUUGGUCUCUAAAGUUCCCCUUGGCAGCUGGUCAGGUCUUACUUGGCCUUGAGCUUCUCGGGGACGCCUCCGGAUCCAAACCCUGAUCUGUUUCGGCUUGCUUCUCCUCCGGUGGGUCUCCCUGCCUGCGUGAGCCUGUUUUCAGUACCCAGAGAAGAGCCAGCAUGUCUGUGGCUGGGUUAAAGAAGCAGUUCUACAAAGCCAGCCAGCUGGUCAGUGAGAAGGUUGGAGGCGCCGAGGGAACCAAGCUGGACGAUGACUUUAAAGAGAUGGAAAAGAAGGUGGACCUUACCAGCAAGGCUGUCACAGAAGUCUUGGCCAGAACAACAGAAUACCUCCAACCCAAUCCAGGUAAGGGCUGCGCUCUGACAAUGCUGAACACGGUGUCCAAGAUCCGGGGGCAAGUGAAGAACCCGGGCUACCCGCAGUCAGAAGGCCUCCUUGGCGAGACCAUGAUCCGUUACGGCAAGGAGCUGGGGGAUGAGUCAAAUUUCGGCGACGCCCUGCUUGAUGCUGGAGAGUCCAUGAAGCGCCUGGCGGAAGUGAAGGACUCCCUGGACAUCGAAGUCAAACAGAACUUCAUCGACCCCCUUCAGAACUUAUGCGAUAAGGACUUGAAAGAGAUCCAGCACCACCUGAAGAAGCUGGAGGGCCGGCGCUUAGAUUUCGACUACAAGAAGAAGCGCCAGGGGAAGAUCCCCGAUGAGGAGCUGCGGCAAGCCCUGGAGAAGUUCGAGGAGUCCAAGGAGAUCGCGGAGACCAGCAUGCACAACCUCCUGGAGACUGAUAUCGAGCAAGUGAGCCAGCUCUCGGCGCUGGUGGAAGCUCAGCUCGUCUACCACAAGCAAGCAGUGCAGAUCCUGGACGAGCUCGCAGAGAAGCUCAAGCGCAGAAUGAUGGAGGCAUCCUCACGCCCCAGGCGGGAGUACAAACCGAAGCCCCGAGAGACGUACGAGUUUGGAGAGACUGACCAAUCCAAUGGAGGCUUUUCCUGCAACCCCGCCGCCAAAGUCACAACUUCCUCCUCUUUCCGAUCCGAAAAACCAUCCCGGACCCCCAGCCGGAAUUUUUCUCAUCUCGACCAGCCCUGCUGCAAGGCGCUGUAUGAUUUUGAGCCUGAGAACGACGGGGAACUGGGCUUCAAAGAAGGUGACAUCAUCACACUGACCAAUCAGAUCGAUGAGAACUGGUACGAGGGCAUGAUCAACGGCCAGUCAGGCUUCUUCCCGCUCAACUACGUGGAAGUGCUGGUCCCGCUACCUCAGUGAGGCGGCGGCCUCGCUCAGCUUCCUGUUCCAGGUUUUCGACUUCCGUUCUCGCCUCCCGCUACACUGAGAACGCUUACGGGGGUGGGGGGACAUGGAAGUCUGGACUUCCUUCUUUACAUUCCGAGUGGUAACCUGACACUAAUUUUUUUUCCCGUCCAGCCGGUGGUAAUGGAAGGGUUGAUUGUAUCGGCACAAGGCUUGGUGAAGGGAACAGGCCUGAGGCGGGGAGGGGGUGGGCACGAAACACAAACGUGGACGAGUCUAACCCCACACAUCUCCCUGGUCUUCCCCAAUUUGGGAUGCUUGAAUGGAGAUAUCAAGCCAGAUAGGGCCUGCAUUUGUCCACUGUGUGCCUCUUGUUUUUCUUUUGUGCUUUUUAUGUGCUGUUCCUCCCCGCCCCCGCCCCAAACACAUAAAGCACACUGCCAGAGCUGGAAAUUUGGGGUGCGCAGCUUGGUUUGUGGGUCUCCUUGGGUGUGUGCGUGGGAUCUGCCUUUUUGUCCCAAAAGCAAAGGACAAAUUUCUGAACUUAUCGCAGAGUGCGUUAAACACUACCGGAGAACUUCUGUGUCUUCUGCUGCUGCAGGGGGCGGAAUCAGUUGCAGCCAUCUAUUUUUAUUUGCUCCCCCUUGUCUCCUUCAGAUUAUAUGUAUACCUAGAAGAAUUCUUCUAGAGAAACAGAUGUGUGUUUAUAUGGGAAGGAAGGGGCCGAGUUUUCAGCAAGAUCUGGGCUGUACCGUUUUAGACCAUAGAUGGAGAUCUGAAGCACUGAAUGCUUCUUCGUACCAAAAGCAGUUCCCCACAAAUAAAAAAAUAAGGUUGUCAGGCAAAAAA
This is a messenger RNA of Heteronotia binoei (common prickly gecko), 2346 nucleotides long. RefSeq names its product endophilin-A2-like. The record is from RefSeq and is a predicted model, not a curated record. Gene Ontology annotation, cellular component: glutamatergic synapse; presynapse; cytoplasm. Gene Ontology annotation, molecular function: protein binding. Gene Ontology annotation, biological process: synaptic vesicle uncoating. NCBI's taxonomy places the organism in Eukaryota, Metazoa, Chordata, Lepidosauria, Squamata, Gekkonidae.